This is a messenger RNA of Bubalus bubalis (water buffalo), 1217 nucleotides long. RefSeq names its product olfactory receptor 1K1. The record is from RefSeq and is a predicted model, not a curated record. Gene Ontology annotation, molecular function: olfactory receptor activity; G protein-coupled receptor activity. NCBI's taxonomy places the organism in Eukaryota, Metazoa, Chordata, Mammalia, Artiodactyla, Bovidae. Gene Ontology annotation, cellular component: membrane. Gene Ontology annotation, biological process: G protein-coupled receptor signaling pathway. The transcript has a single exon. The coding region runs from base 267 to 1217 and encodes 316 amino acids.
AAUCACAAUGUAUUCAAGUUGGAAGCGGUUUUCAAGUUCACCUGAUUCAGCUCCCUUACUCUACAGAUGGAGAACCUAAGACCUGGAGAGGAGGGAAAUUGCUCACAGUCACAUCUGUGUGUAGCCACAGGGCUGUCAUGACUUUCCUCGUGGCCAGAAAGCCUUGAGCAACUCAAUGGCCCUUCACCCUUUACCUUUGACACUGAGGAGAUGACUCAGCAAUGGAAUGAAACCCCUGGGGUUCCAGGUGAAGAAGCAGCCUAGCCAUGGAUGCUGCCAAUGAGUCUUCAGAAGGAAGCCCAUUCAUCCUACUGGGACUAACAACAAAUCCCAGCCAGCAGCGACCUCUUUUCGUGCUCUUCUUGGUCCUCUAUGUGGCGGGCAUCCUGGGUAAUGGACUCAUCGUGGCCGCCAUCCGAGCCAGUCCAGCCCUUCACACUCCCAUGUACUUCCUGCUGGCCCACCUGUCCUUUGCUGACCUCUGCUUUACCUCCGUCACGGUACCUAAGAUGCUGGUCAACCUGCUGGCCCACAACCGCUCCAUCUCCCCGGCUGGCUGUCUGACCCAGAUGUACUUCUUCUUUGCCCUGGGUGUAACUGACAGCUGCCUCCUGGCUGCCAUGGCCUAUGACCGCUACGUAGCCAUCCGGCACCCCCUCCACUAUGCCACGAGGAUGUCCCGGGCCAUGUGCACAGCCCUGGUGGGGACAGCGUGGCUCGUGUCCCACAUCCACUCCCUACUGCAUAUCCUGCUUAUGGCCCGCCUGUCCUUCUGUGCCUCCCACCAAGUGCCCCACUUCUUCUGUGACCACCAGCCUCUCUUAAGGCUCUCCUGCUCUGACACCCGGCACAUCCAGCUGCUCAUCUUCACCGAGGGCGCCGCAGUGGUGGUCACUCCCUUCCUGCUCAUCCUCGCCUCCUACGGGGCCAUUGCAGCUGUGGUGAUCCGGCUGCCGUCAGCCGCCGGGAGGCUCCGGGCUGUGUCCACCUGUGGCUCCCACCUGGCCAUGGUGGGCCUCUUCUACGGGACAGUCAUCGCAGUCUACUUCCGGCCCACGUCCCGGUAUGAGGCCGAGCAGGGCCGUGUGGCCACCGUCAUGUACACCGUGGUCACGCCCAUGCUGAACCCGGUCAUCUAUAGCCUCCGGAACCGUGAUGUGCAGGGGGCACUCAGAGACCUUUUCACUCAACGACGGAUCUCAGGGGGUGACUCCUGA